Molecule: messenger RNA, 1818 nt
Organism: Aspergillus saccharolyticus JOP 1030-1
Lineage: Eukaryota; Fungi; Ascomycota; Eurotiomycetes; Eurotiales; Aspergillaceae
Product: lysophospholipase family protein
Exons: 2
Coding region: 1-1818 (605 amino acids)
Biological process (GO): glycerophospholipid catabolic process
Cellular component (GO): intracellular membrane-bounded organelle; cytosol
Molecular function (GO): A2-type glycerophospholipase activity
Source: RefSeq, a predicted model, not a curated record
AUGCUACAGCGUGCGCUACCGAACGCCCCCAACGGAUAUACUCCAUCCAAUGUCACUUGCUCGGCUAGGCGGCCCACAGUGCGCAGUGCUUCGACUUUGUCCUCGAACGAGACUGCAUGGCUCAAGACUCGCCGAGAGAAAACCGAAGCAGCCCUGAAAGACUUUUUCGGUCAUGUCACGAUUAAAGACUUUAAUGCCACUGGAUACAUCGACCGAGUUUCUGGUAAUAACUCCAACCUGCCAAAUAUUGGAAUCGCGGUGUCAGGAGGCGGAUACCGAGCUCUCAUGAACGGCGCGGGAGCAAUCAAAGCAUUUGACAGUCGGACGAACAACUCUACCGGUGAUGGCCAGCUUGGUGGCUUGUUGCAGUCUGCGACAUACCUGGCUGGCUUGAGUGGUGGUGGUUGGCUGGUCGGCUCGCUGUAUAUGAAUAAUUUCAGCACCGUUUCCGACUUGCAGACGUAUAAGGAGGGCGCCAUUUGGCAGUUUCAAAAUUCCAUCUUCGAGGGGCCCGAAGGUGGUGGUAUUCAGCUGUUUAAUACUGCGUCAUACUACAAGGAUAUCUAUGAUGCGGUUCAGGGCAAGUCGCAUGCGGGAUACAACACAUCGAUUACGGAUUAUUGGGGUCGUGCCCUAUCUUACCAACUCAUCAAUGGCUCCAACGGGGGUAUAGACUAUACUUGGUCAUCAAUCGCCCUGACCGAUUCCUUUGAGAAGGCCGAUAUGCCGAUGCCAAUUUUGGUUGCUGACGGGCGGUAUCCCGAUGAGCUACUAGUAAGCAGCAACGCUACAGUGUACGAAUUCAAUCCCUGGGAGUUCGGCACUUUCGACCCCACAGUCUACGGGUUCGUGCCUGUCGAGUAUCUCGGGUCUCGGUUUGUGGCUGGGUCUCUUCCUCGGAAUCAGACCUGCGUCAGGGGGUUUGAUAAUGCGGGCUUCGUGAUGGGAACCUCAUCAAGUUUAUUUAAUCAGUUUCUGUUACAGGUCAACUCCACCGCUCUUCCGGACUUCUUGAAGUCGGCUUUCACAAGCAUUUUGGAAGACAUUGGACAAGAAAACUAUGACAUCGCGCUCUAUACGCCGAAUCCCUUCUACCAUUGGGCCAAUGACUCAUCGCCAGCCGCAAAUGCCACCGUGCUCGAUUUAGUUGAUGGUGGUGAAGACCUCCAGAAUAUCCCGCUACAUCCACUGAUUCAGCCCGAGCGCCAUGUCGAUGUUAUCUUUGCAGUGGACUCAUCCGCUGACACUGGGAAUAAUUGGCCGAACGGCACUGCCUUGGUUGCCACCUACGAACGGAGCCUAAAUUCCACGGGUAUUGGCAAUGGGACCGCUUUCCCAGCGGUACCAGACCAGAAUACCUUCGUCAACCUGGGUCUGAAUACGCGACCGACCUUCUUCGGAUGCAACUCGUCGAACCUUACGGGACCGGCGCCGCUCAUCGUCUAUCUUCCCAACUAUCCAUAUGUCUCGUAUUCAAACGUUUCGACCUUCGAUCCAGAAUACGAGGAAUCGCAGAGAGAUCAAAUCAUACAGAAUGGCUAUGAUGUUGCGACGAUGGGGAACAAUAGCCGUGACGCGGGCUGGUCGACUUGUGUGGGCUGCGCGAUUCUCAGCCGAUCUUUGGAACGAACUAACACUACGGUGCCGGAUGUCUGUAAUCAGUGUUUUGACAGAUACUGUUGGAACGGCACGACUGAUUCCACAACCCCAAAAGAGUAUCAGCCGGCGACGGUGUUUAGCAAUACCAGCGAUAUGGUGUCGCGUGCCGCGUUUUUGGGUGCUUUGGCUACCACGGUGACUGCGGGUGCUUUGCUGUAA